CACUGCAAGGGACACUGGGCAGUCAUUGGCCAGGGCAGGCAACUUGGGCUCUCCAGCUGUUCAUUCAUUCAUUCAUUCAUUCGAUUUCUAUACCGCCCUCCCAAAAAUGGCUCAGGGCAGUUUACACAGAGAAAUAAUAAAUAAGGUAAGAUGGAUCCCUGUCCCUGAAGGGCUCACAGCCUAGAAAGAAACAUGAGGGACACCAGCAACAGUCACUGGAGGGAUGCUGUGCUGGGGGUGGAGAGGGCCAGUUACUCUCCCCCUGCUCAAUAAAGAGAAUCUCCAUGUUGAAAGGUGCCUCUUUGCCCAGUGAGCUGGGGUUGUUGAACUACAGUUCCCAUCACCCCUAGCUGGAGAGCAAAGCUUGCCUAGUCCCUGGGUUUCUCAGUCGCUGGCACUCCAGAUGUUGCUGAGCUACAACACCCAUCACCCCCUGCUAUGAGCUAUUUACGUCUGGCAUAAUGCUAACCAGUUGAGUAACCCUGAACGAGAGGAGAGUCCAUCUUGUGGUAGUAAUCAUGAACUGUCCCCUUUGCUAAGCAGGGUCCACCCUGCUUUGCAUUUGAAUGGGAGACUAUAUGUAUGAGCACUGCAAGACAUUCCUCUCAUGGGAUGGGGCCAUAGCUCAGUGGGAGAGGACCUGCAAGCUUGCCUGCAGAAGGCCCCAAGUUCCCUGCCUGGCAGCAGCAGCAGCAUCUCCAAGAUCGGGCUGAGAGAGACUCCUGCCUGCAACCUGGGAGAAGCCGCUGCCAGUCUGUGAAGACAAGACUGAGCUAGAUGGACCAAGGGCCUGACUCAGUACAUGGCAGCUUCCCAUGCAAGACCUCCAGCUGCCGCCGCCGCCCCCACCCCAAACGCUUUUAAGCAGAACCAUUCGACCAAGGUAGAACCGCCUCUCCCCCCUCCCCGCCAGAGGCCACCAGCCAGCUGCUCCUCUGUCGGGAUGCCAACGGCAGGGCCGGGCCGGGCCGCCGCCUCCUGCGCCAGAGCUGGGGGCCUCCUGCUUGCUUCCGAGCCUCUCCUCUUCUGGGUUUCUGAUAUGAGCGCGAGGAGAACCCAGCGGAACCAGCCCAAGGGAGGGGCGUGGAGCCGAGCACUCCGUGGCUCAGCCGGGUGAACUGCUCUUGGACAUGGAGGUUCCAUUCCGGCCGCCCAGGAACCGCUUCCGCCCAGUGACGGGAAAAGACAAAGAACCUGGAAGCCGCCACGGCCGGAGAGGCGGGGCCUCGUGAGCCGCAUCCAAUCGGGGGACAAUACGCAAUGCCGCUCAGCCAAUGGGGAAGCAAAGAGGACGAGUUCUACGGCAGGGGCGAAGGCAGUUUGUUUACCCCUCGAGACCCCGCCUAAGCUCAAUUGGAUAGUCGCUGCGGGGCCGUUCGCAGCCAAUGGGGAGAGCAGAAAGGCGGGGCGCUAGGACACCCGCAGCCAAUGAGACAUGGAGGGAGAGUACUAACCAAUAGGCGCUCGAGAAGGGCGGGACUGUCAAGGCCCCCGACAAAUUGAAGUCGGGCCACUGCUAAGGCCCUUGGCUAAUGGCAUCGCGGAGUGGGCGGGCUAGCCGAGGAGCCCGGAAGUCCGCACUGGAGCCGGUUGGCCGGCCGGAGCGGGGCUGGCGAUGGCGGCCGGAGCGGGCGGCGGCGCGGAGCUCGUGCAGCUGAACGUGGGCGGCAGGAGGUUCAGCACCUCCCGCCAGACCCUCACCUGGGUCCCGGAUUCCUUUUUUUCCAGCCUCCUCAGUGGCCGGAUCUCCACGCUGAAGGAUGAAAGAGGCGCUAUCUUCAUUGACCGAGACCCGGAGGUCUUUGCCUCCAUCCUUAACUUUCUCCGGACCAAGGAGCUUGACAUCAGGAGAACCAACGUCUCGCUGCUGCUGCAUGAAGCACAGUUUUACGGGAUCACACCGCUAGUUCGCCGCCUGCAGUUGCGUGAAGAGCUCGAACAGUCAUCUUGCGGGAGUGUUCUCUUCAAUGGCUACCUGCCAGCACCAGUCUUUCCUGCCAAGCGGCGGAACCGCCACAGUGUUGCUGGGGCGCAGCUGGCCGACCGGGCAGGGAGCCUCGUGGAGCGGGCCCUGGUGCGCCGGAGCAACACCCUGCCCCCCAACCUUGGCAACGCUGGGCUUCUGGGGCGGCUGCUGGAGGAGAGGGGCCCAGUGGCAGGAGGUGCACAUGACCCGGGCCUGGUGCGCCUUGUGUGUGGGCAUCAUAACUGGAUCGCUGUGGCAUACGCGCAGUUCCUGGUCUGCUACAGGAUGAAGGAGACCUCGGGCUGGCAGCUGGCCUUCUGUAGUCCCCGGCUGGACUGGGUCAUUGAGCGGGUGGCCCUGAAUGCCCGGGUGCUCGGCGGCUCGCUGGGGGACAAUGACAAGAUGGUGGCAGCCGCGUCCUGCAGCGAGAUUCUCCUGUGGGCCCUCCAGCCGGACGGCACCGGCGUUGAGAUUGGCGUCUUCUACUUGGGGGUUCCCGUGGAGGGCCUCUUCUUUGUGGGCAACCAGCUCAUUGCCACCAGCCACACAGGCAAGAUCGGCGUCUGGAAUGCAGUCACCAAGCAUUGGCAGACUCAGGACGUGGCCCCCAUCAGCAGCUACGAUGCCGCCGGGUCCUUCUUGCUCCUGGGAUGCAGCAACGGCUCCAUCUACUACGUGGAUGUGCAGAAGUUUCCGCUGCGCAUGAAGGACAACGACCUGCUGGUGACGGAGCUGUACCGCGACCCUUCUGAGGACGCCAUCACUGCGCUCAGCGUCUACCUCACGCCCAAGAGCAGCAGCUGCGGCAACUGGAUCGAGAUUGCCUACGGCACCAGCUCAGGGAUGGUGAGGGUGAUUGUCCAGCACCCGGAGACGGUGGGCUCUGGCCCCCAGCUCUUCCAGACCUUUGCUGUCCACCGCAGCCCUGUCACCAAAGUCAUGCUCUCGGAGAAGCACCUCAUCUCAGUCUGCGCUGACAACAACCACGUCCGUACGUGGACCGUGACACGGUUCCGCGGGAUGAUCUCCACGCAGCCCGGCUCCACCCCGCUCGCCUCUUUCAAAAUCUUGGCCCUGGAGUCCAUGGACGGGCUGGGAGGCUGCAGCGCCGGCACAGACAUUGGCCCCUUUGGUGAGCGGGAUGACCAGCAGGUCUUCCUCCAGAAGGUGGUGCCAGAUGCCAGCAAGCUGUAUGUGCGCCUCUCCUCCACGGGCAAGAGGGUCUGCGAAGUCUGCUCCGUGGACGGCACCCCCAUCACCGCCUUCACGGUGCAGGAGUGCGAAGGGUCCAGCCGCAUCGGCUCCCGCCCCCGCCGCUACCUCUUCACCGGCCACAGCAACGGCAGCCUCCAGAUGUGGGACCUCACCACGGCCAUGGAGACAGCCGGCCAAGUGGCAGAUGCCGGCGGCCUCUCGGAGGAGGAGCUGCUUCAGCAGCUGGAGCAGUGUGACCUGGCCCUCACCCACUCCCUGGAGUCCAGCCCAGCGGGGUCCGUCACCCCCACCUGCGCCUCCAGCACUGCCAGCAGCAGCAGCCUCCAGGUCCAAGACCCCGACGGACUCCCGGAGAAGCCCGCUGAGGACUCCCUGCCCUGCCGCUUGAGUGGCCAGAACCUGCCCUGCUCUGCCCUCCCAGAGCCCCACGUGCCGCGAGGGGAGCUUGACAGGCGCCGUGCAGGGGGUAGCUUUGUGGAAAGGUGCCAGGAGCUUGCCCAGUCCGAGGGCCGCUGGGCCAGCCGCUCCAGGGAGCUGGGGGCCCGGACCAGGCGUGGUGGCCACACGGCCGGCAGCGUAGCCCAAAGACCCCCCAACCCCGGCCCUGCCGCCCCAGAGCCUGCCCUCCCGCUGACCCCAUCCAGGGUGCGUCUCAGCGAAACCUCCUUCUGACCCAGCCCUGCCGGGCUGGACUGGGGGUUCUUGAUCUAGGAGCAGAUCUCUCUUGCCCCCCCCCCACCGCUGCUGCUGCUGCUGCUGCUGCUGUCCUCUGGGCAGCAGCCACCGGGGCCCCACCCCGCCUGGUGGUGCUUGUGUCCUGUGCCACCCCCAGAGUGUUUUGCCUUGUGGACACGGAGCUCACCUGGGCAGAAGGCUUGCUCCCGAGCUCCCCCUCCCCUCCCCUCCAAGCAUCUCAGGGUUGGAGCCCCCAGGGGGCUGGGCGCUUUUGCACAAAGGUGGAUUGUCCUGGAGAAGAGGCCCCCUCCCUCUGGGAAACCAAAGCCGGGCGUGAGCAGUUGGGGCGUGGGCCUCUGCCGCACUCGGCCUCUCUUUGUAUCGGUUGUCGACGAGCAAUAAAUACAUGUGGACAGAC
This is a messenger RNA of Hemicordylus capensis (graceful crag lizard), 4274 nucleotides long. It is a transcript of the gene SHKBP1, whose product is annotated as SH3KBP1 binding protein 1. The transcript has 18 exons. Bases 1616 to 3853 code for a protein of 745 amino acids. Gene Ontology annotation, molecular function: protein binding. The record is from RefSeq and is a predicted model, not a curated record. Gene Ontology annotation, biological process: protein homooligomerization. NCBI's taxonomy places the organism in Eukaryota, Metazoa, Chordata, Lepidosauria, Squamata, Cordylidae.